Messenger RNA from Pantherophis guttatus, 5051 nucleotides. RefSeq names its product NAD kinase 2, mitochondrial (gene NADK2). The record is from RefSeq and is a predicted model, not a curated record. NCBI's taxonomy places the organism in Eukaryota, Metazoa, Chordata, Lepidosauria, Squamata, Colubridae. Gene Ontology annotation, molecular function: NAD+ kinase activity. Gene Ontology annotation, cellular component: mitochondrion. Gene Ontology annotation, biological process: NADP+ biosynthetic process; NAD+ metabolic process.
AAGUGGCACGCAGGAGGGAAGGCGUGUGCGCGUAGGGACGCUGCCUCCGCCGCGGGAGCACGAGCCGCGCCGUUGAGGCGCAAAAAAAAAAAAAAAAAAACCCAAAAAAAAAAAAAAAACCACCAACCGUGAGGGAAGGUCGCCGCUCCGUUCUUUUCGCCUUCUCACUAUAAGGCAGCCUUCGGCAGCGGCGGUGGCUCCCGGACCCGGAGGACUCUCCCGAGCCCGGGCUAUGACCUGCCUCCCAAGCUACCUGAGUGGCGGCAAUCCCGGGGCCACCCUCCGCGCCUUGCUCAAAUCUUUACCGCAGCAACCGCCGCCAAGGAGGCAGCUCGCCGUCCCGCGCGUCCGCUUGGCUGAGCCCGCGGCUUCUUUCGCCGCCGCCGCCGCCGCCACAGCUGGGCUCCCCCUGCGUUGUCUGGCACUGGCGGGAGAAGAGCCGUCGUCGUCGUCUUCCUCGUCGCCGCCGCCGCCGCCCUCCUUUCCCCUUCCCUCUCCUUCCCCUUCGCGGCGGCGCCUCGGCUGUGGCGGCGGCCGUUCCAGCUUGUCCUCCAAGGCCGGCAGCGGCUUCCGCCCAUCCCGGGUGGUGGUGGUGGCCAAGACGACCCGUUACGAGUUCGAGCAGCAGCGGUACCGCUAUGCGGGGCUCUCCGAGGAGGAUCUCAAGCAGCUGCUUGCAUUAAAAGGAUCUAAUUAUAGUGGUCUAUUAGAGCGGCAUCGGAUUCAUACCAAAAAUGUGGAACAUAUUGUAAAUAGUCUAAGAAAUGAGAAGAUUGAAGUUCAGCUUGUGAAACGGAGAGACUAUGACGAAGAGACUGUCCGGUGGGCAGAUGCUGUUAUAGCAGCAGGAGGUGAUGGAACAAUGCUUUUGGCGGCCAGUAAGGUGCUGGAUCAAUUAAAACCAGUUAUUGGAAUAAAUACAGAUCCAGAUAGAUCUGAGGGCCAUUUGUGUUUACCUGUACGAUAUACGCACUCAUUUCCAGAUGCUUUGCAGAAACUUUAUAGUGGUGAAUUCAGAUGGCAAUGGAGGCAACGAAUCCGGUUGUACCUUGAAGGAACUGGCAUUAACCCAGUCCCUGUAGAUUUACAUGAACAGCAACUGAGUCAAGAACAGCAUAGUAGGGCCCAUGUUAAUGGAAGAUUUCAGGAUCAAAGAUCUCAGAUUUCUGAACCACACCUCUUGCCUGUAAGAUCAUUAAAUGAAGUCUUUAUUGGAGAGUCUCUCUCAUCCAGGGUGAACUAUAAGUCCUGCAAACCCAGUUUUAAAUUCUCCCUUCAUAGGGCUUCUUAUUAUGAAAUAUCAGUUGAUGAUGGUCCAUGGGAGAAACAAAAGAGCUCAGGUCUCAAUAUAUGCACUGGAACUGGAUCAAAAGCUUGGUCUUUUAAUAUCAACAAAAUAGCAAAUCAGGCUGUGGAAGAAAUUCUUAAGAUUGCUAAAAGUUAUGAGAAUUUAAAGCUUCCAUUGAACAAGGAACUAAUACAGAAAGUAACAAAUGGAUAUAAUGAAUCACUGCUCUAUAGUCCAGAGGAACCCAGGUUGUUUUUUAGUAUACGAGAACCCAUUUCAAACCGUGUUUUUUCAAGUAGUCGGCAACGAGGCUUUGCUUCAAAAGUUUGCAUUCGCUCUCGUUGUUGGGAUGCCUGUAUGGUAGUAGAUGGAGGAACUUCAUUUGAAUUUAAUGAUGGAGCAAUAGCAUCAAUAUUAAUCAAUACAGAAGAUGCCCUGCGUACUGUUUUGUUAGAAGACUGAAGAUGCCAUUGAGAGUAUUCAAAAUUCUUCACAAAGAAAUGAGAUGGCAUCAAUUCAAAUGUGAAAUAGCUCUUUACAGAUAUUUGGGAAACAAAGAUUGAAAUGACUUCUUUUUUUGCUUCUGAAUGAGAAACUCCUGGAAAAAUCAGUGUUUUGCCAUUUAUUGCAUCUUGUAAUAUGAAAUAUAAUUGGUUUGUAUCUCAGACCAACAAAAUUAUUGGCCCUUAAAAGCUUGAUUCCACAGAAUGCUUUUUAAAUGAAGGUGGAGUCAAAUACAAUUGGUAUUAAUAUUAAAUUGUAAACUUCAAUGGAGGUAGUAUACUACUGAUUCAGCAAAAUACCUUGGAACUCUUUCAGUUUUUAAAGCAAAUAAUAUAAAAGUUAAUAUAAAAAUGUUUGAUCAUACUUCAGUGUGAUAUCCAAGAAUUUUUAAUCAUACUUUUGUAUUCAGAAAGAACUUCAAUUUUUUUAAUCCUGCAUGUUUGAAGUAGGAUUCGUUACUGUUCUUCUAUUACAGUCUAAUAUUCAUACUUCUAUCCACAAACCAUGUUUCUAUUUACCAUUGCCUUUCUUGUAUCGUACCAAACUGGUUAUUGAAUUCCCAGUAUUCCCCCAUCCUAUACGAGCACCAAGCAUGUAGACUUAAAUAUAAUUAACUGGCCUGCUUGUGCUUUGGAUAGGCCUAUCACAAGCAGAAAUAAUGAUGCAGCUGAGGGUUGGCUAGCUUAAUUGUUUGUUCUACUCCCAAGGACAGGUGCUCCACUAAGUAGGUCCUAAGAUAGCAAAAUAUACAAUAUCAUUCCUUAAAAAGUUAACUGUGUAUUUGUGUUAGGAGUAUAAUAAUCUUUACCUAUCAAGUGCAGAAAUAUUCAUGCAUUUUGAAAACUACUUUGCAGUCUCUAAAGCAUAUGUAUGAACAGUUCCAAGAUAAUGGGAACAUUUUGUUCACAAUAGUGUAUGAAACCCAAUAUUAUACAAACAAGUCCAACAGUGUUUUUCCACUCAGGGAUAGAAUCUUCUCCUUUGCAUUCCUCCCAAAUCAUUUCUAAAAGUUUCCCCUAGUCCCCAAGAACUUUGUGCCUGGGAGGUGCAGAAUGGAGAGAUUUAUUUGACUCUUUCCUAGUUCUAUCCAUAGAAACUGUUUUUCAUACAGAAUUGAACUCCCCUCUUCACAUUUUACUUGACAAGUUACAGAAGUGUGUGACCACUGCCAGCCUCUUUUCCUUUGUUUAUUUCAGGUAGCUGUUGUAUGCAAAAGUCUUUACAAAGAUAGUAUUCAGCUGUAUAUUAGUUUACAUUACUUAUACCAGGAUACUUUGCAGAUUGGCUGCCACUAAAAAGAAUCAUUCUUGCUGGUUUUAAUGACAUUUUGAAAAUGUUACAGGAUGCAUUAGCUGCUUAUAUUUGAAAUAAUGAUAAUUAACCUGCAAUGUGAGAGAAAUAAAUGAUGAAUCCCUUUUCUAAUUACAAAGUAUUGUAAAUUAUAUCUCCAGGGCUUAACAUGAAGAGUUAAGAAAAUUGAAAAUCAGUUUUACAAAGGUUGUGUUGAAUUUGCAAUAUCAAAGAUCAUAAACCCUUUAAAAGACAAAAGUAACAGUGGGGGGGGGACACUGAAAUAUAUAUGUCAGGCUUUUAUCAUGGAAAGCUUCUAAGUCUUUCAGUGAAAAUGUGAGAUUAUCUGUUUACAUGACUGUGACUUUAGCUAUUGGGAAGCUGAAAUGGACUAUUUCAAGUAAAUAUCUUUAAAACACGAGCGAAAUAAAACCAAGAUGGAUAUGCUCUGUAAUUGAAAUUAAGGAAGAUGUAAAAUGGGUUCUAUGUACUCAGUGUUUGUUUUGUGAUCUUCAGGUUCUAAAGUUGGCAUUGUUAAUUUGGGAGUAAUUUAACAUGAAUAUGUUUUUCUUCCCCAGCAUGCUGAACUAUCUGUGUCUAACUCUUGGUUGUCUCUGGUGGGUUUCCACAGCAGAAGUAUAUGGAAUGUUGAGGCCAUACCAACAUCUGCCUUGGAUUGUGACUGUUCACAAAAUGCUGCCUUGAUAACCUUAACCAAUCAUUUACAAGAAGGCAAACUGACCCAAGUUUCUUGUGGAGGUGUAUAGACAUUUCUAAGGAAACACUUGGCUGCAAUUGCACACUUUCCAGAUUGCUUAUGUGACUCUGUGCUAAGAGUAUGUAAAGAUGAUAGUCAAGGUUGACUCUUUGCUUUGCAACUUUUCUUGGUGUCUCUUUUAUUAAAAACAAAAAAUUAAACCAGCCGGAAUUGAGUGCUAAGGGAGAGGCCCACGGCAGAAUCUUGAUAGGACUUAAUAUCUAAAUGGUACUGUGUUCUCAUCGCAAGUGGAUCAUCAUGUUGAAAAUUUAUGUCCCAUUUUCUUAAAUUAUGCGUGAUGAAAGGUUAAGAAUAGUACUGUUGUCCAUUAAAUAAAAAGACAAUAAAAGAUCCAAGGAGCUGUCCUUUGAAAUGAUGUGAUCUAAAAUUUGGGUUUUACUUGCUAUUUUGUAUAGCAGUGUUCUUAGAUGCCUUUUUAAAGAAAAAGCAGAGGAUAUCAGUGGGCUUUUGGAGUCCUGCCAAAAAUUAAAAAAUCGUGUUCUUUGGGAAUAAGCAAACAUCCUUCCUUAUCAUCUGGCUCAUGCCAUCUGGGCCAGGAACUGACAUUUUGGGGAAUACAAAAUCUACAAAUGUCAAACCUGUCUGAUAUCACAUCAGUGUCUAUUCCACAAGGGUGCUCUCGGGUUCAUUUUAUCUGUCCCCCUACUGGCCAGUCAAGCAGCAGUGGGAAGGGCUUGUGAACUGUAGGCAAUUAGCAUUUAGACUCUAGUAGAUUUUGAAAGGGUCAACUUUUAUUUUCAGUCACAUUUUGAGAGGAUAAAAAAUGUUUCUGUGUUUGCACAGUAUGCCUUACCAAGGAAAGGUGCUUGUGGGCUACAGAAAACUCUCUCGUAAUCUUCAACUUGCUGACAUUUUGGAUCUUCCUAAUGAUGCAAUUAAACGUGCUAAAUGCAUUUUUUUUUAAAUGAGCAUCAAAGAAACAAUUGAGAGACAAACUAUAGAUUUUCUGGCCAUGAUAAUUAACAGUAAUGAAAAUAGGGUGGAAACAAGACAGUCUUUAAAAAGAUUUAUCUUAAGAACAUGCCUUUAAGCCAAAAUUUCUUUUAAAAAGCAAACAUUGCUGUGUCAAAAAUAGUUGAAUGUGCACAAAUUAAACUCAAUACAACUAUGCCUUUUUUCAAAAUUGUUUUAUUUAAAAUAAUGUAUGCUGUGGUUAGUAAAUUAAUAAAUGAAUUUUUCUUGCUUUUUUAA